Solea solea (common sole) is the source of this 2028-nucleotide messenger RNA. It is a transcript of the gene p2rx3a, whose product is annotated as purinergic receptor P2X, ligand-gated ion channel, 3a. Gene Ontology annotation, cellular component: nuclear inner membrane; plasma membrane. The transcript has 12 exons. The record is from RefSeq and is a predicted model, not a curated record. Gene Ontology annotation, biological process: response to ATP; monoatomic cation transmembrane transport. The coding region runs from base 243 to 1451 and encodes 402 amino acids. NCBI's taxonomy places the organism in Eukaryota, Metazoa, Chordata, Actinopteri, Pleuronectiformes, Soleidae. Gene Ontology annotation, molecular function: extracellularly ATP-gated monoatomic cation channel activity; purinergic nucleotide receptor activity; ATP binding.
UCUCUCGCUCUUUGAGUAGAGGAAGGGGUGGUCCAGUUAGUCUCAUAAACCAUUGAAUCCAAAGGCAGUGAGGUUUGAGAAGAGCACAGGUCACAGCAAGAGUUUACAUUUACACUCAGGACUGAGUUUCUUCAGCCAGGUUUGCCAGCUCACUUCACAGAAGCCUGGAGAGGAGCUGCUCUUUUCCCCCAGACUCUGAGGAACCCGGGUCAUACCUCUCUGACUCGCACUGACACGCAGCCAUGUGGGGCUGCGUCACUGACUUCUUCACCUACGAGACCACCAAGUCUGUGGUUGUCAAGAGCUGGUCUGUGGGCAUCAUCAACCGCAUCGUACAGGGGUUCAUCAUUGCAUAUUUUGUCGGCUGGGUCUUCAUCCAUGAGAAAGCUUAUCAGGUGAUCGACACUGGAAUUGAGUCUUCCGUGAUGACCAAAGUCAAAGGUUUUGGUUACCAUCACGGCCGUGUGAUGGAUGUGGCCGAUUAUGUCUAUCCCCCACAGGGAGCAGGUGUGUUCUGCAUCAUAACCAAACUCAUCAUUACUGAAAAUCAAUACCAAGGAAGGUGUGCAGAGACUAUUAGGAAGUUCAAUUGUUCAACUGAUAAAGACUGCCAAAAGCAUUUUGAUUCCAUCCUCACCAACGGGGCAGUAACAGGCACUUGCCUUCAAGACAGUGGCAUGUGUGAGAUUGAUGGAUGGUGUCCAGCUGAGGACGACGAUGUCCAAGUUGCACCGAUGCUUGACGUGGAAAACUUCACCAUUUUCAUUAAAAACAGCAUCCGCUUUCCACUCUUCAAUGUCACCAGAGGAAAUUUCCCCUCAACAAUGACAGCCGCAGAGAUCAAGAGGUGUACCUACCACCCGGAGGACCGCCCCUUCUGUCCCAUCUUUCGGGUUUCGGACAUACUGAACUACACGGGGCAGACUGUGCAGAGCCUGGCAGAAAAGGGCGGAGAAAUAGGAAUUAACAUUCAAUGGAAGUGUAAUCUGGACCUGAACAUUAAGCAUUGUGUGCCCCAUUACUCUUUUACACGCUUGGAUGCACCAUUUGAAAAGAAUGCCAUCUCUAAAGGAUACAACUUCAGAUUUGCCAAAUACUUCAAAACAGAGAAUGGUACAGAAUUUCGAACUCUUCACAAAGCCUACGCAAUCCGCUUCGAUGUCAUGGUCACUGGAAAUGCAGGAAAAUUUGACACAAUCCCAACUCUGAUCAACUUGGUCGCCGCCUUCACGUCUAUUGGACUGGGUACAGUCCUCUGUGAUAUUAUCUUACUGAACUUCCUGAAGGGGGCAGAUCAGUACAAAGCCAAGAAAUUUGAAGAGGUGUCAGAUGCUCAGAUAGAAGCCAGCCUCACUCAGAGCCCAGGUAGCCAGCUGUCACUCAAACCAGGUAUCAAGAGCUCCUACGACUCAGGAGCCAUUUCCCUCACCACCUCUGACCAAGCCAUGUGACUGAUAAGAGACAGUGACGCCAGUCUAAAGAAAUGGACACUCUUCUUUUUCCCGCUCUCUAUGUACCCUUCAAGAGAGAUCCGUGCAGCCUUUCCUAAAUGUCAUUAGCUUGGCAAGUCUAUGCACUUGGGUAAUGAAGGACAACGUUGCUGCCACUUUCACAGCGUCAACACGAGAAGCUGCAGUCAAAAGAGACACAAGAGAGAUUUAAGACUAAAACACCUCUUAUUUGAAACACAUUUAUUCAAGCACAUACAAAAACAUAACCUCUGCCAUAUUUAUUAUUAGCAGUUUUACUUAACCAGCAUUUUAACAACAAUAAAGUGUAACCUCAUGUUAACGCCAUUAGAGCCAUUCAUUAUAAAAAGCUGUAUAAAUCGGCCUCUUGUUCCUAGUUAGCUUCGCUGGGAUGAUCCAGCUUAUAAAACAUGUUGUCCACACAAACUCAACACUGCCAAAUAAAACCAACUGUUGGAGCAUUUCUCUUGAUCACCAUGUUCACACAUUUAUCAACUGCUUUUUUUCCUUCUUCUUCCUGCACAAAUAAAAAGCCCUGAAGGCUCCAAAUGUAAAAAUG